AACACAACUAUUCUCCUUAUUAUUAUCAUCAUAAAUCACAACUCUAGUAUCCAUUUUCUUUCUCCCUCUUCCUCUCUCCUUAAUUUUCCAAGGUCAACAACCAGAGGAAAUUGCACUUACACGAGGGUGAGUUGUGUUAGUUUCGUGUUUCAUGGAGUCGUCUUCUUCUUCUUGGUCAAAGAAAAAAGCACCGACCCUUCCACCAUAAUCACACCCUACUUGAACUUGCUUUACUACUCUUUCUCCUUAUGGUUCUUUAAAGCCAUCUUCUUUCUACGCGUUAAAUCAAGUCAACAAGAUGAAAUUUAGUAUUUUACUAAACAUCGAUCUCAUCCACCUGCUAGCCAUGGCCUACUUCACUUGUUGCCCUUGAUUUUCCAUCUCCCGUGUUGUUUUUCUUUUCUCCAUUGUCGCUUUUAUCUUCUGCUAAUUCUAGGUACGACAAAAAGAAUUUUACUGAAUUAGUUUGUUGCCCUUCAUGGAGUUUGGAAGAGAUCAAGGGUUUUAUGGAGAAGAAGAAGAAGAGCACUUGAGUCAUAAAGGUAAGCACCCUUUUUCUAAUUACUCUUUCUCCACCUCUCACUCCUCAUCUUCUUCCCACUUCAAGCCCCAGAAUCCGGCUCUUCUCACCGGCGCCAGCCGCUGGGAUUCGCAGAUUCACAACAUAGGUUCAUGGUUAGGCAACAGAUACGACCCAGAUGAGGAAUAUAACUCCAAGUCAUGCAGCGAUGGCGGAGUCACAGGGAAGCUUGAUUUCAUGGAUGCUUCACCAGCAACCGAAUUAGACGAACCUCCUCAAGCUGAUUCGGAUUCGUCCUCGUCGGUUUUGGAACUUCACCGGACUGGUGGUGCAACCGCCGACACUGUUCUUCCGAUCGAGAAGGAGCACAUGUUUGACAAAGUGGUAACCCCAAGUGAUGUGGGUAAAUUAAACCGUCUGGUGAUUCCGAAGCAGCACGCGGAGAAGUAUUUCCCACUAGAUUCAUCCUCAAACGAAAAGGGUCUGCUGUUAAACUUCGAGGACAGGAACGGGAAGGGAUGGAGGUUCAGAUACUCUUACUGGAACAGUAGCCAAAGCUACGUGAUGACGAAAGGCUGGAGCCGGUUUGUAAAAGAGAAAAAGCUCGACGCCGGAGACAUAGUCUCGUUCCAGCGAGGCGUCGGUGAGGCAGGGAAAGAUCGUCUUUAUAUAGACUGGAGGAGGAGGCCAGAUGCGCCCGAUCCAACCCACCAUUUCCCUCUCCACCGCAGUAUCCCCUGGAGUCCGCUGCUUCUGCGCCCACAAACCAUGGCGAGGGACCAUCAUUUUCACCUCCCACAUGUUGCAAGUCUCAAUCGAGCUAGCUAUUAUGGCGGUUCCGUAGUGAACCCGGUCGGCACAAUGGGGUCGGUUUUGUACCUCAGACCAGGGUCGCAGCAAAUGGGCAUGGUCGAGUGGCCGCAGCACCAGCAUCAGCGAGAGCAUCCAAUGGUGUUUGACUCGGUGCCGGUGGUCCAUGGUAAAGCGGCGGCCAAGAGACUUAGACUGUUUGGCGUGAACAUGGAUUGUCCCAUUUCGAAUUCUGAGGAGCAUGAGACUCUAACUCACCUUUCAUCGUCGUCGUCAUCCUCUCAACACUCCCUCCAAUUACGACUCUACAACGGCACACCGUUUACGCCGACGGAUUUCCUCAACAAAGAAAAUUAGUUAAUCGAUGCAGUGAAAUGUGUAAUUUAAUUGAAGAACCCAGUGGUUGCAAUGGCUGUAAUUAGGGGUCAAUGAUGCGAACAACACGAGAAGAAGAAGGUGAGAGAAGCCUAAAAAGAACUGAACUGCGGCGACUGGCCAGCUAGCUAGACUACUAAAUGGGUAUUAGAUGUUUAAAUUCCCUCUGAUUUUCUACUUUUUGUUGAUUGCAAGAAUACCCAGAAAGUGAAA
Carica papaya (papaya) is the source of this 1918-nucleotide messenger RNA. RefSeq names its product B3 domain-containing protein Os03g0120900-like. The record is from RefSeq and is a predicted model, not a curated record. Lineage: Eukaryota; Viridiplantae; Streptophyta; Magnoliopsida; Brassicales; Caricaceae. Gene Ontology annotation, molecular function: DNA-binding transcription factor activity; DNA binding.